Perca fluviatilis (European perch) is the source of this 1250-nucleotide messenger RNA. RefSeq lists its product as uncharacterized. The transcript has 2 exons. Bases 146 to 646 code for a protein of 166 amino acids. The record is from RefSeq and is a predicted model, not a curated record. NCBI's taxonomy places the organism in Eukaryota, Metazoa, Chordata, Actinopteri, Perciformes, Percidae.
GUUAUUCCCUCUGUCUCUGGGAAAGCAGCAGUUUAAGGGGGGGAAAACAAGUGCGUGGAGCCAAGAAACAGGUCUGACCUCAGUUACUGGAACUAAGUAAGGUUCUGUUUUAAAGAGUCGCUAAAGUGUGGGUCGCCGAGACAACAUGAACACCACCGAACCAGGCUCCAACUUCACCUUUACGUCUAACACAGAAAAUGUCACACUGUCCAGCCUGACAACCACCACCAUCCCUCCCACCAUCCCACAGCCUCCAUCCUAUUCUUCAGACAUCCACGACCCAGAAUUCACUAUUGCGGUGGUGCUGGGCUUAUCACUGCUGCUGGCAGGGUUAGCUGCCUUCCUGGCAGUGUGCCGGCCCUCCGAACAGGAUGGGGACUCUGAGGCGAGCUGCGGCCCAGGGGAGAGCUUGACCCGUGGAAGAAGCCGGUCCAGUGAGCCCCAGCUCAAGGUGUGGAAGAGGCUGGGUUCAUAUCGGCGUUCAUACAACAUCUCCUUCAGACGACCGCCCCAUCGCAGGCCGCACGAGCGUGGGAGCACACACGUGUCCCAGUCUCCAGCCCGACAGACACAACCACAGCCAGAAGUCAGUGUGGAGCCCCACCUUACUAUGCCUUGUCUAUUUGACUAUGUUACUGAAAUCUGACUCGAGGACAGGCUGAGGGCAGAAGGACUGCUUCCUAAAACAUGCGACACACUGUAUAUCUUACGGCUGGGGCUACGAACAUCACUAAUACCAGGUGUGGGUGAAGAGUACAUGAAAAUAAUGUUUAGCCUUAGUUUUAACACACUUUUUAUUGCUAGAGGUUUCCAACAAAACAAUUUAGGCAAUCAAAAAGGCACUGAAGCAGGGUUUACACAUUUUUGUGACUCUUCAUUUCACCCUUUAUAGAAGGAUUCGGCACAGCUAUGCACUAUAUAUAGAGGUAAAAUGAUUUAACAAUGACUUCCUUUUUCAAGGCCAAACUUCUAUAUAGACAAAGUUCUUAUAUAUUCCCCAAUCACAUUCAAAGUGUAGGUACAGGUAUCAUUCCUCUGACACAGAAAACCCAUCCAUCUGGUAAGCCAUGUAAGACCAAUAUGAGGAAUUAUUUUAUAGUACCGUUUCAUGCGGGUCUCAAAACAUGAUAGGUUACCAGUACUGCCAAGACAAAUGCAACCUGAGCCAAAAAGUGACCACUGUGUGACUAAUUCUUUGUGUUUUGCGAUUGUUAUGUUAAGAAAUAAAGGGAUACGUUUUACUGUUGAAA